Molecule: messenger RNA, 1890 nt
Organism: Brassica oleracea var. oleracea
Lineage: Eukaryota; Viridiplantae; Streptophyta; Magnoliopsida; Brassicales; Brassicaceae
Product: NAC domain-containing protein 101-like
Exons: 3
Coding region: 169-1272 (367 amino acids)
Biological process (GO): regulation of DNA-templated transcription
Molecular function (GO): DNA binding
Source: RefSeq, a predicted model, not a curated record
GGAAUACUCUCAAGUCUCUCAUAAUCUCAACAUAAACAAGACAAAACGCUUUUGUCUCUUUGUCUAAAAUCUACGACAAACCAAGAGAAGAAAAGAAAAAUCUCAUAUUUUUUAAAAAAUUGCAUGUUCAGGAAGAAGAUUCAAAAAAUAUAAUAAUAAAAGGAUCAAAUGGAAAGUCUCACACACAUUCCUCCGGGUUAUCGAUUCCAUCCGACCGAUGAAGAACUCGUUGACUAUUAUCUAAAGAAGAAAGUUGCAUUUCCAGGAAUGCAAGUUGAUGUUAUCAAAGAUGUUGAUCUUUACAAAAUCGAGCCAUGGGACAUCCAAGAGUUAUGUGGAAGAGGGACAAGAGAAGAGAGGGAAUGGUAUUUCUUUAGCCACAAGGACAAGAAGUAUCCAACAGGGACGCGAACCAAUAGAGCAACGGGCUCCGGAUUUUGGAAAGCAACGGGUCGAGACAAGGCCAUAUACUCGAAGCAAGAGCUUGUCGGGAUGAGGAAGACUCUUGUGUUUUACAAAGGUCGGGCUCCAAAUGGUCAGAAAUCCGAUUGGAUAAUGCACGAGUAUCGUCUUGAAACCGAUGAAAAUGGACCACCUCAUGAGGAAGGAUGGGUGGUUUGUCGUGCUUUUAAGAAGAAACUUACCACAAUGAGUUACAACAAUCCAAGAACAAUGAUGGGAUCAUCAGGACAAGAAUCAAAUUGGUUCACACAUCAAAUGGAUGUAGCUAAUGGUAGUUACUACCAUCUUCCUGACCUAGAGAGUCCAAGAAUGUUCCAAGGCUCAUCAUCAUCAUUACAUCAUAAUGAUAAUGACCCAUAUGGUGUUGUACUCAGCACAAUCAACGCAACACCAACUACACUAAUGCAAGGAGAUGAUGAAGAAGAUCAUGGAAAUAUUAUUACUAAUGAUGAUGAUGAUGGUCACAUUAUUACUAAUGAUGAUAAUCAUGGUCAUUUUAUUACUAAUGAUAAUAUGAUUAUGAUGAACACAAAUACUGAUCAUCAUCAUCAUCAAUCAGGAUUACUACUCAGUGAUGAUCAUAAUGACCAUAUGAUGGAUUGGCAAACUCUUGACAAGUUAGUUGCUUCUCAGCUAAUCAUGAGCCAUGAAGAGGAAGAAGUUAACAUUAAAGAUCCAUCUGAUAAUUCUUCCAAUGAAACCUUCCAUCAUCAUCUCUCUGAAGAGCAAGCAACAAUAGCUUCAAUGAAUGCAUCUUCCUCUUCUUCUCCAUGUUCCUUCUACUCUUGGCCUCAAAAUACAAACACCUAAAGAUCCAUCCUCAAACGUGUGUGAAUCCGAAUGCCUCUCUCUAUAUAAUUAAUUAAGGCUCAUAUGCUUAUUAUAAUUACAUAUAACGGUUACUAAUUAUAAUUUUAUAUGAAAUUUGUUAAUUUAUCUUAUCACCCGGUGUAACUUUCUUUAGUUUUGUGAAAUAUAUAAAACUAUUUCUAAAUAUGGUUCUACACUUACGUUAUAUAUAACACACCAAAAAAAAAAGUCAUCUUUCAAGAAACUCAAGAACACAACAAGUAUCAAAAUAAGGAUACAAGCAUAAUCUAAACAAAAUCAAUUUGAGAAACAGGUCUACAAGUUUGGGAACAAACGGAUUACAUAUAAACUGAUAAAACAUUCUCAAGACACUAAAAGCAAACAAAAGAGGCUCAGCAGACACAACAAAAUAGAAGAAGAGUUCCAUCACUCUUUUUCUGUUUCAAGCAUCUGUACAAUCUGAGUCACUCCCUCUACAAUUUCUUUGCGGAUCGUACUGUCUGUCUGGCAUAUAAAACGUCCGUGGAAGAUGGUUGCUGUAUCUCUCUGUUGCAUCUUUCCCCCACUAGCAGACUUCUCAUCCGCUCCACCAAUUAUCGAAGGCAAAAAAAAACACAA